CUCCCAGUCGCCGCCGAAUGAAAGCUGCCUGAGUUUGGUCUUAAACGAACAUUGAGAGUCCCGAGACGCACGGGAGAGGACUGGAAAGUACUUUACUACAAACUCAGGCAGGAAGAGUAAUUGCAACUUUCUGCUGUACAGGCAGCUCUCUGCUCCCGUGCAGAAUUUCCAAACAUGGAUUAUUGGCGCAACUCCGGACCGGGUUGACGUGGUCACGUGAAGAACAGGUGGAUCCGUUUGUACGCUCCACUCUGCGUCCACCUCCUUUCACCUUUAUGGGGAACCAGGUGGAGAAACUCACUCAUUUAAAUUACGUGGAGGUGCCCACGUCGGACCCGAACGGCUUCGAACCAGAAGUCGACGACGGACCGCGCAUCGGUGUCUCUUACAUUUUCUCCAACGACGGCGGCGAUGAUGACGACGACGAGGACGACAGUUCGGAGCCGUACCCGUCGGAGAACCACCUCGCGAAGCACGAAGAAAAGCCUUUCGAACCCGAGGACGAGCUGGAGUGUUCGGUUUACUUUCGAGAGGAGUGCUUGUUCGAGAGGAACACCGGAACCCCCACUCAUUCGGCGGAGAGUCUGCUCAACAAGUGCAGACCCGGAGACGUGCUGGAGUUCGUGGCCACGGGACAAUACCCGCACUGGGCCGUGUACGUGGGCGACUUCCAGGUGGUUCACUUGCAUCGGGCCGAAAUCAAGAACGGCUUCCUCACCGACGUGAGUCAGGGCAAAAGAGGCCGCAUUGUGAACAGCCUCUACCGAUACCGUGCGCUCCAGCCGCAAGUGAUCGUGCGCAACGCCGUGGACCACGUGGGCUCCAGAGACCGAGAACUCUACUGGAGGAACUCUGAGUGCUUUGCGGCUUGGUGUCGCUUCGGACGGCGAGAGUUUAAAAUCGGGGGGGAGAUCAGAAUCGGAAAACAGCCGUACCGCUUAAAAAUGCACUUUCCGGACAGGAAGAGCCACGUCCUGGAAUUCCAGAGCCUGGAGGACGUGAUCAUGGAGCGGAGGAGAAAUGACCAAAUCGGAAGGGAUGCUGUGAUUCAAGAACUGGCCAAUCACCUGAACGCAGCGCAGGCAUUUCAAGAGGACCCGAUAGGCAACAAAGCUGUUUAAUUGCCUUAGGGCGAAGAGGGACUGAAUUCUAUUGGUUUAAACGCAACUGUACAGACAGGUGGAGUGACACUUGUUUACAUUCAGUUGUGUUGAAGCCAAUUAUUAUAAUAAUCAUUUUUUAAAAAUACUAUUUUGUCAACUUCUGCCAUAUAGUGUCUAUAUUUUUUUGUAACUUUUUUUUUUACUAUGUUUUUGGAUACAGAGUAAGUGACAAAAAAGACAAAGGAAAAAUAAAAGCAAAUGCCUACGGAGGUACAGCGUUGAUAUAUCAUAAAGAACAUUUUGCAAGGCCGCACAUGAGACAGAGUCAGUUUUCUUGACUAAAUAAACAUUAUUUUCACCAGUUUUUCAUUCUUCUUUCAAUUGUUUUGGAGGCAUAGUAACUAAGUUGUGUGCUCCAGUUUCUGUGGAGCAAGUGUUUUGUGAUUGCCGUCAGUUGAAUCCAACAUUAUAGAAUUGUGUAGAACAAAUUAACACGAAAUAUCGGAUUUAUUUUUUUCACUUUAUCGAGCGGAAAGAGUUCAUUCCUGUGCAACUUUGUGGUUUGAGCCCACAGAGGUGCGACGACACCCAAAUGUUUUCCUUAUUGUCCGACCUGCUUCUAUCCAAUCAUGACACAAUUGUUUUUGGGCUCCUAUUUCGACAAUGUUUGCAGCCGUUACCAGGCACUUUUAUUGAUUCAUCUGUUUAUUUUUUUUGAAAGUAAAGAUGUUUGUAUGAAGAAAUCUGGAAAUAAAUAUAUCUUUGACCAAUA
This is a messenger RNA of Hippocampus zosterae (dwarf seahorse), 1875 nucleotides long. RefSeq names its product LRAT domain containing 2b (gene lratd2b). The record is from RefSeq and is a predicted model, not a curated record. The coding region runs from base 276 to 1121 and encodes 281 amino acids. Lineage: Eukaryota; Metazoa; Chordata; Actinopteri; Syngnathiformes; Syngnathidae. The transcript has 2 exons.